AUGGCUCAGAACGGAAACGAAUCUUCCACCCCUCUGGACUACGACCAGAUCCCCGGUCCUCUGGGCCUGGAAGCUGCGUCACUAGCGGGAAAAGUCGCCCUAGUGACUGGAGCCGGCCGCGGCAUCGGCCGCGAAAUCGCUCUCGAACUCGGCCGUCGCGGCGCCUCCGUCGUCGUCAACUUCGCCAACUCGGCCUCGCACGCCGCCGAAGUCGUCGCCAUGCUGCAGGCUAUGCCGACCAAGGCCGUCGCCAUCCAGGCCGACGUGUCCUCCGUGCCGGAGAUCACCCGCUUGUUCGCCGAGGCCCGGGCUGCCUUCGGUCGCGGGCUCGACAUUGUCGUGUCCAACAGCGGCGUCAUCUCGUUCGGGCACAUGUCCGAGGUCACGCCCGAGGAGUUCGACCGAGUGUUCCGGGUCAACGUGCGCGGCCAAUUCUUUGUCGCGCAGGAGGCGUACAAGAAUCUGGAACACGGGGGCCGGUUGAUCAUGAUGGGGAGCAUUGCGGCGCAAGCCAAGGGAGUGAGGAGGCAUGCCAUCUAUAACUCGAGUAAGGCGGCAGUCGAAGGGUUGGUGAGGGGGAUGGCGGUCGACUGCGCCGAUAAGAAGAUCACGGUGAACUGUGUCGCGCCCGGUGGCAUCAAGAGUGACAUGUAUCGAGAUAACGCCCGGAAGUACAUUCCUGGAGGCGAGAAGUUGACCGACGCCCAGGUCGACGAGGCUAUAGCGUCCAUGUCGCCGCUUCAUCGGGUUGGGCUGCCGAUUGACGUGGCUCGCGUGGUUUGCUUCCUGGCAAGCCAUGACGGGGGAUGGAUCAACGGGAAGGUCAUUGGCAUAGAUGGCGGUGCGCCGCUGUAG
This is a messenger RNA of Colletotrichum destructivum, 855 nucleotides long. RefSeq names its product Putative short-chain dehydrogenase/reductase SDR, NAD(P)-binding domain superfamily. NCBI's taxonomy places the organism in Eukaryota, Fungi, Ascomycota, Sordariomycetes, Glomerellales, Glomerellaceae. The record is from RefSeq and is a predicted model, not a curated record. Gene Ontology annotation, molecular function: oxidoreductase activity. The transcript has 3 exons. The coding region runs from base 1 to 855 and encodes 284 amino acids.